CUGUUUAUGCAUCCCAGGAUCACAUCAGCUCUUUCGGCCACAGCAUCACACUGGGAGCUCAUGUUCAGCAGAUUAUCCCCCCAUGACUGGAUGAUCAGAGUGGUCCCUUGUGGCCUUAGAGUCUAUAAAUAUUCCUCAACCAUCUAACCCAGAACCGUCUCCCAGAGCUGCCUCUUACCUUCCGGGCCCCCCAUCUUAUCAAUAAUUUUAACUGCCACUUUCUGCUGGUGCUUUUUUGAGAAGGCCUCUUUCACUUUUGAGUACGUCCCCUCCCCAAUGGUCUUGCCCAGCUGGUAGCCAUUGGAGAAUAAAAACUCCUCCAUCUCCUCUCUGAAUUUUGGACUGGUCAUUCUCUCAGGUCAUCCUGUAGAUGCUGGGAGAUGACAUCUCUGUGCUCUGCUUCUCUCCCUAACCAGGGCCUGCAAGAGUUGCAGCCCUGGACGCUAGAUCAUUUUCUUGCCUAGACAAAGUCCCGUGAUGACGGGGGCAGCUGGGGCGGGACAUUUUAAAACUUUCAGCCCCUAUUAUGAUGUAACCUUGUGUUGCAUGGGUCAAAGGGGUUGGAUUUGCACCAAUCAGGGGGCGAGCACCCCAAAUGGGCAGUUACUUAACCUGCCCACAACCCUGCACUGAGUCACUCCAGGCACAGCGAUGGGAUAAAUCUCCAGAGACCUAUUGGUGGGGAUUGUGGGUAAGGGGCUUCUAUAGCCGAGCGCUACACAGGCUUUGGCAUAACGAACAGACCCCAAAUAUUCCCCAGCCUGCUGCAGUAUGAUCACUAACUGUGCAGAUCUGACCAAGUUUUCAAGGCUGGAUCCAAGUGAAUUUGGGGGGGGGGGGGAAGGAUCCAGACCAGCCCUCAAAUGAAUACAAGGGCUGGGAUGUCUGUUGUUUGUAUUACAUAGUGCUUAACAAAACUACCUAGCUCUCAUCUAGCAGCUUUCAGCCAUAGAUCUCAAAGCACUUUACAAAGGUCAGUACAAUUAACCUCAUUUUACAGAUGGGGAAACUGAGGCAGAAAGAGGCAAGUGACUUGUCCAAGGUCACCCAGUGGCAGAGCCAAGAAUUUAACUCAGGCCUUCUGAGACACAGUCCAGUGCUCCAGCCCAUAGGCAACACUGCUUCCUUUCUCUAGGGAUCCUUUGUCCUGGGCAUUGCACAGACAUGGAACAAGUGACAGUCCCUGUCUCAAAGAGCUCACAGUCUGAGUUUGAUCAGAUGGACCUGGUUGGUCAAACAAAUUGGCAGGAUGGCUUUAUUUGUUUAGUUUCAGUUUCCAGGACAGGGUAAGAGUCCAGGGUGAGGGGCUACCCCAGAUCCCGCUCUAAACCCCACAUUGUAUCCCCACGGGGAUCAGCUUCCAGGAGGGAGCAAAGAUCAACCCCAGAUACAUCUCUGAUCUGGGCACAGUCAAGGAAGGGUCCUCCUCGUCAUGAGACCCAGAGCUUUUGGGGAAACCUGGGGCCAGCAGAGGCAGUUCCUCUGUUCACCUUCACAGCACGGUGGGGCUUUGACCCAAGACUAGCCCUAGAUGUGAACUAGGUCAGUCUUUUGUGCUGCUGCUGCCGCCCCUCAUGUUGACCAGUUGUCUCAUGGUUUCCUUGUGCUCCCCUAUCGGUCAUGUCUCGUGUUUAUACUUAGAUUGCAAGCUCGGUGAGGCAGGGCCUAGCUUUUUGUUCUGUAUUUGUACAGCGCCUCGCACAGGGUCCAGGACUGGGGCUCCUAGCUGCCACUGCAGUCCAAAUAAUAAAUCGUAAGCGAGAAGGCCUGGGCCUGAGUCUCGUGCCCGGCAGAAGGGAGAAGGUCGUACCCUGCCACUCACGGGUUGUAUUGUGAUGUCAGAGCAGCCCUUCCGUGUCACAAUGUAACAGCCUCCGUGCCUCCCACUGGCCCCCAUCACAUCUUGCCCUUUGCACUAGGCACUGCAGGCUGCCAGGUUUAUUCCUGGGAACCCUCUUGAGCUUUCAAGAAGUGAGCCUAGGCCAGAGAAGGGUGUGGCAGCUUGGGGCAGGGGUGGGCCUGAAAUCGUGAGCUCACCCUGCCCAGUCACACAGGUUCUGACCUUGGUCCUUCUUUUACUCAGACAGGUCUGGGGCUAGGACAUGAGCUCCCAGGAGACCCCACAAGCUCGGAGAUUCCCCAUAGAGGCAGGAGAUUCUCCCAGCCUGGCAGCUGCUCCAGAGACCCAAGAGCCAGUUGCCACUGAGCACACUGCAGCAAGGCAGCUGAGAAGAUGCCCCGGGUGCCACUGCCUGACCCUGCCCAACGUUCCUAUUGACGUUUACAUUGCCAUGGGCGGGAACAGGAGGCCACGGACCACCUAACGGUUCCCCCGAGUUGGGCUCGAGCGCUGAGACCGCCGAGCUGGUCACCCGAAACACCCUGACAGCUGGAGCACCGCAAAGGACGCCGCCACACAAAACAGUGACGCACAUUUUAAUAAA
Chrysemys picta bellii (western painted turtle) is the source of this 2444-nucleotide messenger RNA. It is a transcript of the gene FAM229A, whose product is annotated as family with sequence similarity 229 member A. The record is from RefSeq and is a predicted model, not a curated record. NCBI's taxonomy places the organism in Eukaryota, Metazoa, Chordata, Testudines, Emydidae.